GAGAAAUCAUCUCCAGGGGGCGGGUCUGCUAACGGAAAGGGGCGGGGUUCCGUGGCCAGGUCCGGCCGCGUGCUCCCCACCACACAGGUGGGUCGCGGAUCCCCACGCGAGGAGCGCAGGCGGUGCUUGAGGCGUGAGAAAUAGAGCUGGAAUCGAAACCCUGACAUCUAUCUCACUGCAUCUUCUUUCUGUGCACCGCCUAGAUGGCUGAUUCUGACCCUGGAGAAAGAAACUAUGACAACAUGCUGAAAAUGCUGUCAGACCUGAAUAAAGACUUGGAAAAGCUACUGGAAGAGAUGGAGAAAAUCUCAGUGCAAGCCACGUGGAUGGCCUACGACAUGGUGGUGAUGCGCACCGACCCCUCGCUGGCAGAGUCCAUGCGCCGGCUGGAGGACGCCUUCCUCAACUGCAAGGAGGAGAUGGAGAAGAACUGGCAAGAGCUGCUCAAUGAGACCAAGCAUAAACAGUAGGCCCCUUGCCCACCGCGGCCCCCAUGCUGCCCUCAGCCAACGUGGAGAAGCCCCUGAGGCAUGGAGCCCUCUCUGCUGGCAGAGGAACGGCGACCAGAAUAGAUAGCUGUGUGAACCGUACUUGUUUCUCAAUAAACUUAUUUUUAAGAACA
Molecule: messenger RNA, 622 nt
Organism: Enhydra lutris kenyoni (northern sea otter)
Lineage: Eukaryota; Metazoa; Chordata; Mammalia; Carnivora; Mustelidae
Product: synaptonemal complex central element protein 3
Exons: 3
Coding region: 204-470 (88 amino acids)
Biological process (GO): synaptonemal complex assembly; reciprocal meiotic recombination; spermatogenesis
Cellular component (GO): central element
Source: RefSeq, a predicted model, not a curated record